AUGCCACCUAUAAAAUCUACUGACCUCUCAUGGGCGCGCUUUGAGGAAUUUUCAACUGUAGAAGCUAUUUUUCAAGUUGUAAAAGAAACCGUUGAAGUUUCUAGAUUAACGAAAUGGUUUAUAUGCAACUCCACUCCCGAGUUGGAGCCUGCAACAUUUAGCCUCUAUCCACAAAUGUCGCCGAUUGGUCCUUUGCUGGCAAGCAACCGAAUUGGUGACCAAGCAGGCCACUUUUGGAAAGAAGACUCCACCUGUUUAAAAUGGCUCGAUCAACAACCGACAUGUUCAGUCAUUUAUAUAGCAUUUGGGAGCUUCACCAUUUUCAACCAAACACAGUUUGAAGAAUUGGCACUUGGUCUAGAACUUAGCAACAUACCAUUCUUAUGGGUUGUGCGGCCAGGCAUGACAAAGGAGACUACAACUGCUUUCCCAGAUGGGUAUGUGGAAAGAGUAGGCUCUCGUGGAAGAAUUGUGAGUUGGGCACCUCAGCAGAAAGUCUUAACUCAUCCUUCUGUAGCUUGCUUUGUGAGUCAUUGUGGUUGGAAUUCUACUUUAGAGGGUGUUACAAAUGGACUCCCUUUCUUGUGUUGGCCAUACUUUGCUGAUCAGUUUCACAAUGAAACUUACAUUCGUCACAACUGGAAAACUGGACUGGGGUUUAACAAAGGUGAAAGAGGCAUUAUCACACGAGGAGAAAUAAAAAGUAAGGUAGAGCAGCUGCUCGGAGACAUUACAUUCAGAGUGAAGGCCAUGGAUACUAAAGAAAAGCUUAAUAUGCAACCUCCGCAACCUUUCCCUCCUGUCUCGAUUGUCACUCAUUUCUACAAAGGUUGA
Messenger RNA from Lactuca virosa, 834 nucleotides. Lineage: Eukaryota; Viridiplantae; Streptophyta; Magnoliopsida; Asterales; Asteraceae. The record is from the annotation of a GenBank genome assembly.